GAAUUCACUCGCGUUUGCUCCAAUUCACUCGGCGACAAUUGCCAUACAAAAUUCCAAUCCACAAGACGCCUUUCUUUACUCUCAUGGCACCAGCCUCAAAGCGAUCGCCACACACAGAGGGCAUGGAACCAGAGAAAGAACUUGAAUCAGGACCUCAGAGCAGCAUCACCGUCGCCGCCGGCAUCCCUGCCCCCCCAGCAAGCACCUUGGGGAGCGAGACAAAUUCGGCCCACAGCAGCCCGAUGGCGACGACACACCCUGCUGAACCUGUUGCUCGUCCCAGCAUCCCCUUCCAUGCCAGCAGGGAGAGGGAUGACCCGGAGAGCAGUAGUGGCAGACACAUGAUGCCGCCAGUUGCGACCCAACCAGCCGGUCGAGACUAUCAUGAGUAUGAAUUCUCAGACCUCGAUGAGAUUACCGUGCGCCAGCUGAACGAGGACAUCCUGGCCUACCGGUACGACCUCGAUUAUUGCAGAGCCCAGCUGGAGGAGGCAGACUUGACCCCCCAAGAGACUCGAACGUUGCAACUGCGCACCCUCGACCUCGGGCAUCAGAUUCGGCAUUGCACGCACCGGAUUGAAACCAUCAAAGCGCAAUCGCGGAAGCGCACUACUUUCCGCUCCCCGUAUAGCACAACGGCCGCGAUGCCCUAUUCGGCCAACGGAAUCAACGGCAGUGGCAAGCAACCUCGUGCUGUAUCCGGUGGACAAGGUGGGCAAGAUACCGCUAUGCUCCCAGCCCGGCGCCUGACCGCGGUACCCACCUUCGCGGGGGGAAAGCGCCCAACCCCAGACGAGGACCACGGGAGCGUGAAGCGGGUCAAGACGGCGUCGCCCGGCUUGGACCUGAUAGGAGGCCCGAUGGAGGACGGCGUCAACACGGCGCUGCAGCGUCUCGGUUUUUGGAAAUGUCGUCUCUGCUCGGCCCCCAAGUACUUGCUGGCCGGGGCCGGCAGGUCUCCGGCGGCGCCAUGCAAGUGGCCGCUCAAGGAUAUCUCCAAGAUGAUUACCCACUUUACCGAAAUGCAUAACGAGCACACGCCCGCCGAGCGAUGCGUCGAGCUGGGCUCAGCUCUAGCUCAGAACCGCGGUCCAUUUGAGUAUUGGCUUCGGAGAACUCGCGCGCAGAACAUCAGCGAUGGGAGCAUCAUUGAUGACUGCUUUGACACUCUGCUCGAAGGUGAUAUGCCCGAUCUGCUCAGGCGCCACAGUCGGGCUGCUGCAGGAAUGCUUGUGUCUUGAUAGGGGCCUGAAAAGGUCCUAUUCACGCCCCCCCCCUUACCAUUCAAUUGAAUCACCUCGCUAGCUUGCAGUUCACGUUAUUAUGGUUUCCAAGUGUGGCG
Chaetomium fimeti is the source of this 1342-nucleotide messenger RNA. RefSeq lists its product as uncharacterized. Bases 84 to 1241 code for a protein of 385 amino acids. Lineage: Eukaryota; Fungi; Ascomycota; Sordariomycetes; Sordariales; Chaetomiaceae. The record is from RefSeq and is a predicted model, not a curated record. The transcript is spliced from 3 exons.